Messenger RNA from Nannospalax galili (Upper Galilee mountains blind mole rat), 969 nucleotides. RefSeq names its product CDC42 effector protein 5 (gene Cdc42ep5). The record is from RefSeq and is a predicted model, not a curated record. Bases 435 to 896 code for a protein of 153 amino acids. NCBI's taxonomy places the organism in Eukaryota, Metazoa, Chordata, Mammalia, Rodentia, Spalacidae. The transcript has 3 exons.
CGGGGGAGGAGCCGGGCUGGGGGGCCUCGGUCCAUCCCCCAAGCUCUGCCCCUGCUUCAUGCACACCCAGUCCUGGCCUCCUCCUGCCCCCACAAUCAGCCCAAAGGGGCCUCAGCUUUUCAACCCCGUCAAGGCUUUCUAGUCCUUUAAAUCCUACAGGCAAACUUUUGGGGGAUAAAGGAAGCUGGGAGGGGCCUAUGGCUUAACCCUCUCAUCCCAAGACAAGGAACAGAUCAACUAGGCUUACUGGGCGGUGACUCUGCGCUCUGCUUGGAUGUCUACCAUGGCCCCCGAGAGGGGCUGACGAGUCUAUCCCGGUGCAGGUGAGAUCCCGCCCGAAGGAAGAAGGAAGGAGAGGGCCUGGGACUAGGCAGGAGGCCGAGGCCAGGCUGGGAGGGGCCGCAGCUUGAGCUCAGCUCAGUCAGGACCGCGAGAUGCCGGUGCUGAAGCAGGUGGGUCCUGCACAGCCCAAGAAGCGACUGGAGCGUGGGGCACUGUCCAUCUCCGCACCACUCGGAGACUUCAGGCACACGCUGCACGUGGGACGCAGCGGCGACGCCUUCGGGGACACCUCGUUUCUGAGCCGCCACGGGGGCGGCCCACCCCCCGAGCCCAGCGCACCACCCGCCCAGGCCCCGCGUUCGGCCCCUCCGCCUGCAGUUCCUCAGCCCCCGACGCCUGGUCUCUGUGUGCCUGCACCUGCCGACCCGCUGCUGUCCUUCCACCUGGACCUGGGCCCCUCCAUGCUGGACGCAGUCCUGGGCGUCAUGGACGCGGAACGCGCAGAGGCUAAGGCUGCCAAGCCCCAUGGGGACGCCCACCCUGGGACGCAGCACUCCAGGGCCCGCUGCUGCCCCAGUGCUGACCUCCAGCUGGACAAGGUCAUUGGCCUGUAGUGUCCUGAUUCCCACAACCCUCCCGCCCAGCACCCCACUUUUGUACACAUAAAUGGCCGAGGUUUGCGCCCUG